UGCCUAGGAUCAAGGCUGGUAGAUCUUUUACGGUUGAGAGCAUGUGCGAUUUUAGUGAAGCAGAGGAAAUGCAGAAGAACUUGGAAUCAUCCUCUGAAUUAAAAGCUAAUGAUAAGUCUGUGGAAACUAAGCCUCAAUCGGAGCUCAUACCUGCCGAAGUCAAAGUUGAUAUAAUCCCCAGGGAAGCUAAAGACGAAAGCAAUGUCUCUGCUGAUAAGAGUAUUAGCGAAGUUGAUAAAGGGGAGGACCAGACAGCUAAAAAGAUAGCAAGCAUUGUCAGAAACCCAUCAGCACUGAAGCAAAAAAGUCACUUACAGUCGUCACAAACUAAAACCAUCAAACCAAAUAGUGUGAAAAGAGAAAAAAAUGUGAAAAAUGCAACUGGGACUCCCAAUUUAGCACAGGAAAAUCAGGCAAUUAAGCGACAGAAGUUGGACGGAGGAAGAUCUAGACAGAUUCUUAAUCCCAAACCCCAAACGUUGCCCCACAAGUCAAAAUUGGGUCAUACCAGUGGCAGUUUCAAUUUAAGCUCUUCAACUGCUACUAUGCAAAAAGAGGACAGAAAGGUGUAUGUUCGGGAAUCUGCAGCACCAUUUGUUUCAAUGGCCGAAAUGAUAAAAAGGUUCCAAUCAAGUACCAGAGACUUGUCAAUGCAGCAUGUUGGUUCUCUUUCACAAAUGAAGCCCAAACUCACCUUGACUAGGCCUAAGGAGCCUGAAUUUGAAACAUCCCAGCGUGUUCGAUCAGUGAGAGUAAAGAGUACUACUGAGCUUGAAGAAGAGAUGAUGGCCAAAAUUCCAAAGUUUAAGGCUCGACCACUAAACAAAAAGAUUCUAGAAGCCCCAUCAUUACCUGCAAUACCGAGAAGUACACCUCAGCCACCGGAAUUUCAGGAAUUCCAUUUGGAGACAAUGGCAAGGGCAAACCAGAAUGCAGAAACGGCUUCAGUAGCUUCAACGGAGGUGUCCCGUCAGAAUAAUCAAGGGAAGUCUCAUCAUCUUACUGAACCUAAAACUCCUGUGCUACAUACAUCAUUGAGGGCCCGUCCACCCAGGGUGAAAAGUUCGUUUGAAAUUGAGCAGGAAGAACUUGAAAGAAUCCCAAAAUUCAAGGCGAAGCCUCUAAACAAGAAGAUAUUUGAAAGUAAAGGAGAUCUGGGGGUAUUCUGUAAUGCCAAGAAAAAUGUGACUAAACCUCAGGAAUUCCAUUUUGCAACAAAUGAAAGAAUACCACCGCCACCUUCUUUCAUUUUUGAUAUAUUUGAUAAGUUGUCUUUGAACUCAGAGCACAACCAGAAUCCAAUCCCUAGAAACACGACACCAAACCCAUUCCAUCUCCACACAGAGGAAAGAGGGGCUGAGAAAGAAAGGAAAUUUAUUACCGAAGUGUGGCAGAAGCAAUUGGAAGAAGAAAGAGCUAGGGUUCCCAAAGCUAAUCCAUAUCCUUAUACCACUGAUUACCCUGUGAUCCCACCAAAACCAGAGCCCAAGCAAUGCACAAAACCAGAACCUUUCCAACUAGAGAGUUUGGUGAGGCAUGAGGAGGAAUUGCAGAGGGAUAUGGAAGAAAGACAAAGGCUGGAGAAAGAAGCAGCCCAGAUAAGACUUUUUAAGGCACAACCAAUCUUGAAAGAGGACCCAAUUCCUGUUCCAGAAAAAGUGCGCAAGCCUCUUACCCAAGUUCAACAAUUCAAUCUCCAUGUUGAUCAUCGGGCUGUUGGUAGAGCAGAAUUUGAUCAAAAGGUUAGGGAGAAAGAAAUGAUAUACAAGAGAUACAGAGAAGAGAGUGAUGCAGCAAGGAUGGUGGAGGAAGAGAAGGCAUUGAAGCAACUACGAAGGACUCUGGUACCCCAUGCAAGGCCAGUGCCUAAUUUUGAGCAUCCAUUCUGCCCCCAGAAGUGUCCAAAGGAACCAACAAAAGCAAAGUUGCCACAUUUACGUGUGCUUGAAAGGAAAGAAAGGCGAAGGAUGAUGAUCAACUCUGCCGUUUCCAGCGCUGCCGCACAGAUGAGAUGAUAUUGAAAUGUAGUUUGUUCAAGAACUCUUGAAUCCUGUACAAGGGCUGUACCUCCAAUUCCUGGCUUAACAUAAUUAGUGUACCAUUCUUUUGAGGCCAACUAAACACAAUUCUUUCAAGAUUACUGUAAAGUUUCAAUUACAAUGACAACCCAUGAAUGCCAAUUGAAUGUCAUUCUCUC
Messenger RNA from Prunus mume (Japanese apricot), 2197 nucleotides. The record is from RefSeq and is a predicted model, not a curated record. NCBI's taxonomy places the organism in Eukaryota, Viridiplantae, Streptophyta, Magnoliopsida, Rosales, Rosaceae.